Messenger RNA from Neltuma alba, 2722 nucleotides. RefSeq names its product heat shock protein 90-5, chloroplastic. The coding region runs from base 64 to 2451 and encodes 795 amino acids. NCBI's taxonomy places the organism in Eukaryota, Viridiplantae, Streptophyta, Magnoliopsida, Fabales, Fabaceae. The record is from RefSeq and is a predicted model, not a curated record. The transcript has 19 exons. Gene Ontology annotation, molecular function: ATP binding; ATP-dependent protein folding chaperone; ATP hydrolysis activity. Gene Ontology annotation, biological process: protein folding.
AAAGAUUAGGUUUAGAAGAUAAGUGAUAACUUCUUCAGCUCUCUGCAACUCUCUCUGGCAAGAAUGGCUCCGGUACUGAGCAGAAGCUUGGCUACUGCCUCUCUUGCAUCACUCCCCACUUCAUCGCCCUUUACACAUAGAAACCAUCGGAGGGAUUUGACUCUCAGUAGUGCUUUCUUACCUCCAACUAGUUUUGGUAGAAAUGGCUUAUAUUGUGCUGGUUUGAAGUGGAAGCUCGAGAGAAGAAAUAAUGAGAUGGUUGUUCGGUGUGACGCUGCCGUCGCUGAGAAAGAGGAGGCCACCGAUGCUCCUGGUGAGAAGUUCGAAUACCAAGCCGAGGUCAGUCGCCUGCUGGACUUGAUCGUUCACAGUCUGUAUAGCCACAAAGAAGUUUUUCUUCGAGAACUUGUGAGCAAUGCGAGUGAUGCCUUAGACAAGUUGAGAUUCUUAAGUGUGACGGAACCUUCGUUGCUUGGGGAUGCUGGAGAGUUAGAGAUACGCAUCAAGCCAGAUCCAGACAAUGGAAUUAUUACUAUAACAGAUACUGGUAUUGGAAUGACUAAAGAUGAGCUUAUUGACUGUCUUGGAACAAUAGCUCAGAGUGGUACUUCGAAAUUUUUGAAGGCACUUAAGGAAAACAAGGAUCUGGGAGCUGAUAAUGGUUUGAUUGGUCAAUUUGGCGUUGGAUUUUACUCUGCUUUUCUUGUUGCUGAGAGGGUUGUUGUAUCCACCAAGAGCCCAAGAUCAGAUAAGCAAUAUGUGUGGGAAUCAGUAGCUGAUAGCAGCUCUUACACAAUAAGGGAAGAAACUGAUCCAGACAAGCUAUUGCGUCGUGGCACUCAAAUUACACUCUAUCUCAGAGCGGAUGACAAAUAUGAAUUCUCAGAGCCAACCAGGAUUCAGAAUUUGGUUAAAAAUUAUUCUCAGUUUGUUUCCUUCCCCAUCUAUACAUGGCAAGAAAAUUCACGAACUGUGGAGGUGGAAGAAGAGGAAGAAUCAAAAGAAGGGGAAGAACCUAAACCAGAGGGUGAGAAAAAGAAGGUAAAGAAGACUAAAACUGAGAAGUAUUGGGACUGGGAAUUGGCCAAUGAAACAAAGCCACUAUGGAUGCGGAGUUCAAAGGAUCUUCAAAAGGAAGAAUAUCAGGAGUUCUACAAGAAGACUUUCAAUGAGUUUGUAGAACCACUUGCAUAUACUCACUUCACCACAGAGGGUGAGGUUGAGUUUAGAAGCAUUCUGUACGUGCCUGGGAUGGGUCCUCUUAACAAUGAAGAAGUAAUAAAUCCUAAAACAAAGAAUAUACGCCUGUAUGUGAAGCGUGUCUUCAUAUCAGAUGAUUUUGACGGUGAGCUGUUCCCACGGUACUUGAGUUUCGUGAAAGGUGUGGUAGAUUCAGAUGACCUUCCUCUCAAUGUUUCCCGAGAAAUCCUUCAAGAAAGCAGAAUUGUAAGAAUAAUGAGAAAAAGACUUGUUAGGAAGACAUUUGACAUGAUUCAAGAUAUCGCUGAAAGUGAAAAUAAAGAGGACUACAAGAAAUUUUGGGAGAACUUUGGUAGAUUCAUCAAGUUAGGAUGUGUUGAAGACACUGGAAAUCAUAAGCGCAUAACACCUCUUUUGAGGUUUUACACUUCCAAAAGUGAGGAGGAGCUCAAAAGUUUAGAUGAUUAUGUGGAAAACAUGGGUGAAAACCAGAAGGCUAUCUAUUACCUGGCAACGGACAGCUUGAAAAGUGCCAAAACUGCUCCAUUCUUGGAGAAAUUAGUCCAGAAAGAUAUUGAGGUUCUUUAUUUGAUCGACCCGAUUGAUGAGGUUGCCAUUCAGAACCUACAGACAUACAAGGAAAAGAAAUUUGUUGAUAUUAGCAAGGAAGAUCUAGAAUUGGGUGAUGAGGAUGAGGUGAAAGAGAGGGAAACAAAGCAAGAAUACAAUCUGCUUUGUGAUUGGAUGAAACAACAGCUUGGUGAUAAGGUGGCAAAAGUUCAGGUCUCUAAGCGCUUGAGUUCGUCUCCCUGUGUGCUUGUAUCUGGCAAGUUUGGAUGGUCUGCAAAUAUGGAGAGAUUAAUGAAGGCGCAGGCUCUUGGAGACACUGCAAGUUUGGAGUUCAUGAGGGGAAGGAGAAUAUUGGAGGUUAAUCCAGAUCAUCCCAUUGUCAAAGACUUGAAUGCUGCCUGCAAGAAUGCACCUGACAGCAGUGAUGCUAAGAGAGCCGUUGAGCUCUUAUAUGAGACCGCAUUGAUCUCUAGUGGAUUUUCGCCUGACAGCCCAGCUGAGUUGGGAAACAAGAUUUAUGAAAUGAUGGCACUGGCCUUGGGAGGAAGAUGGGGUAGAUCAGAUGAGGAGACAGGGACCGUCGAAGCUGAUGCAAACACAAACGAAUCUUUUGAGGCCGAAGUGGUUGAGCCUUCUGAAGUGAGACACGAGAAUGAGCAUGAUCCUUGGACAACCGAUUAGGUGCACCCACAAAUUUUUGUUUUAGGUAUUGCUUGAGGAAAUCACGCAAAUAAUGAUGAAAAGUGAGAAAGGGGCAACUGGGUUAGUGUGCUUACAGAUUUUUGGUGUAGAAGUAAAUUUGUUCCUGGGGAAUUGUAAAUUCCAUCAAGGAAUGUGAGAUGUGGCUUUUCCCAGAGUCUCUUGAUCCACUUCUGCAUCAUUGAUUAUUUUAUUGAUUUGACAAAAGUAGCAAUAUACAGGUGAGGGUCCUCUACAUCAGGAUUAAUUACCA